This is a messenger RNA of Pelecanus crispus (Dalmatian pelican), 327 nucleotides long. The record is from RefSeq and is a predicted model, not a curated record. Lineage: Eukaryota; Metazoa; Chordata; Aves; Pelecaniformes; Pelecanidae.
AUGGCAGCCAGAAGGUCUGUGGAGAGCCUCAAAGAUGAAGCCUCCUGCUCUGUCUGCCUGGAACUUUUCCAGGACCCCGUGUCCAUCCUCUGCAGGUAUAGCUUUUGCCCGGCGUGCGUUGCUCAGAACUGGGAAGGAUUGACCACCAACUUCUCCUGCCCCCGGUUCACAGAGGUGGAAGGAUGGGAGAACUUGUGCAAGGAGCACCAGGAAGCCCUGAAGCUCUUCUGCAAAGAUGAGGAAAGGCUUAUCUGCGUGGUGUGCGACAGGUCCAAGGUGCACCGUAACCAUUCUGUGGUUCCCAUGGAUGAGGCCGCCCAAGAGUUU